UGAAGCUUGACUUGAAGUCUCUCCAUUUUUUUUUUCUUUUCUUCCUCCUCUCUUCUUCGGCGGAAUGGGGAUUCUCAUUCCUCAUCUAUUCUGGAAACAGGGGACUCUCAUCCCUCCCGUUCUCAGGACCAAACGCCUCCAGCAGGCCAUGGUUUGUGUCAGCAGCUGCUGGUGCUUCUCUGUUGGAAGACCGGCGGCCAAGCACGAUGGAGAUACGACAGCGAAACGAGAAAGAAGAAGAAGAAAAUAGGGCAUCACCAGUUCCGAUCAAACCCAACAAUUUUUCAGUCUUAAUUCGUGAUUCCAGGACUUAGAAAGAUAGGGAAAAGGAUCAAUUAGAUAACCAAUGGCCCCUACCUUCAUUCUGGCGGUCGGUGACCUCGAUUUCCGGCAGCACAAUGAACGGAAACAAUGGCUUUCCGAGAGGAGAAAGAAGAAAAGAGUAGCCGAUUGACGGUGAUUUCCGGUGGCUACCUCAAGGAAAAGAUCUAUCGGGCGAAUUGAAGGUUUGAGGUCGAAAAAACUUUGACUUCUCCUUUGGGAGUCCCUUUUUCCACUGUAAUUUCCAGCAGUCACUACAUGUGGAAAUCCACGAUCUGCACUAAGACUUCUUCGAGAACGACACAAGGAUUUUGAUCUCCUUUUGGCUAAUGUCUAUAUGCCAGAAGUUAGCGGUUUAGAGUUCCUCACCAUUGUGAAGGAUGAACUAGAUCUGCCAAUUAUUAGUAGGCAUCAUCCUUUCUUAUAGUUUUAUCAUAUGUUUUUUCUUCUUCAUGCAACUCAUUGUUUUCUAUUUUUCUGUCAUGAAAUCAUUUUGUGGGAUGCAGUGAUGUCACAUGAUAAACGGUUGGAGACUAUGAAGAUAUGUCACAAGCUAGGAGCUUGUUUCUUCGUGAUUAAACCGUUAGAUGUCAAUACUGCAAAGAACCUUUGGCAACAUAUCAUCUUCAGUGCCUGCUUUCAAAGAGAGAAUUUUGAAGGUGAAACAAGAGAAUCAAGCUCAAAACGGGCAUCACAAAUAUCUGACGCAAUUCUAAAUGCAAACAGAAAGAAAGAAAAUCAUAAAGGGAAAAAUGUAUUGAUUGCUAAUACUGCAAGCCAAUGUGAUUCUCUCAAUCUUGAAAACACAAUGGAAAUGGAAAUUUCAAAAUCAAGUGAAGCCAAGAAAGGUAAAGGGGGGGAACAAAUCACUAGCAAAGAUGAUGAAAACUCUAGAAAAGCGAGGAAAAGGAGGGUUUGGGAUGAGUAUUUAGAGCAGAAGUUCCGUGUCGCCAAUGAGACAUUAGGCAGAGAUGCUGUUCCAAGCAAGAUAAUGAAACACAUGAACAUUGAGGGCAUAACGCGAAGACAAGUGGCAAGCCACUUACAGAAGUAUCGUUUAAAAGAAAAGAACAUGCCAUUCAGCCCAUCAAUUCCUGACAUGUUUGGACCAGGCACUGAAAUGGCUCAAUUUAAACAAGUUUCCAAUCAAUAUGGGCUUUUUACCACACAAGGCUGUUUAAAUUGCGUCACCCUGAAACCUUCAGUUCCUGUCACUCAAAUGCUUUCAUUUGGAUUGCAACUGCCUCUGAGUUUUAACAGUUAUCCUAAUUUAACCUGCAUGCAAUCCUGCAAUGACAAUUCGGGCCUUCAUCAGCCUAAAAAUGAGAGCCAGAACCAACUAGCUUCACAUUUUGGAAUGACUGCAGAGAUCCCAUCUUUACAGUCUACAAGCACCUUUGCCACUAACGUGAACAACGUUAUGGGAUUGGGAGGUGUGAUUCCUUGUUCAUUUGAAGCAGCCAUUCAAACACAACAACUAAAUACUGAUGUCCAAUUCUCUUCAUCCUUCAGAGCAAUUACCCAGAUGCAACAAUUUGAUUGUGGUACUCGAGUCUCAGAAUCUUUCAGAGAAAUCCAUCAGCCACAACUACUUAAUGAUAUGGACGAAAUAUCUGAUAGCAGUUGCAACUUAGUAUCUGAAUAUACUGAUGCUGGAUUGGUUGGGAACAACUCUAACGAUAUUGAUGCAACUCAGUGCAAGGCAAAUGAACAACAUACUCAUCUGGUUUCAGAAAAUAUAAUGACAAAUGAUGCUUGUGUUGAUGGAGCAGCAACGAAUGCUAAUCAGUUCUCAAUCACCGAUUCUGAGCAGCAGCACAAUGUAAGUGAAGAAAAUACUCUUUUGGUUUCAGAGUAUACGAGAAAUGAUCUUACUACUAAUGGGGCAGUGAUAAAUGCAAACCAGUCCUCAGUUAAUAAUUUUGAGCAGCAGUACGCUGGUUCUCAUGUUGUGGAGAACUCCAAGGUAGUAGAAGAAGAAGAUUUAAAUCAUAGCACAGAAGACUUUGCCUGUGGUGAUGAUUCUUGGCUGUUGAUGCUCGAAGACUCUUUUGAGUUUGACUUCAUUUGAAGAUAGCUGGAAACGUUUUCUAAUUAACCCUCAUUGUAGUUCGUGAAGUCCUAGGCUAAUAAUGUUGGUCAUCAGUGUAUUGUCUUGCAAUGUAAUAUAUUUAAGAUGAGCUUAGUUUCUAACAUCUUCCAUAGGACUGAUGAUAUGAAUGAUCUGUUCUGAAAAA
This is a messenger RNA of Elaeis guineensis (African oil palm), 2558 nucleotides long. NCBI's taxonomy places the organism in Eukaryota, Viridiplantae, Streptophyta, Magnoliopsida, Arecales, Arecaceae. The record is from RefSeq and is a predicted model, not a curated record.